AUGGGACUGGAGCAUUCCAAACUUCGGCAUUCAGGGUCGAGCUCAGCAGCUGAGCGUGAAGGCCACUCUACCACGAGUAACGAGCAACCUAAUCAGCAAACGAACCACCAAAAUGGAGUGACCGAAAAUUCAGCUUCUACGAACAACCCACCUGAUGAUGGAUUUAGAGCAGAGGAGCCAGCCGCAUCCAAAUCACUUCAUGAACAUCGAGAACUCGUUCAAAAAUUACGCGCACAGUCCGGCUCAAAUGCCACAUCUGCAGCCGAUAAAGUGCGCGAGGAAAUGCAACAAGCUGGGAUUCAUGACCAGCGAAUCGACCCAGUUGAUGAAACACAAACAUUAGCCGUCGAUCGUGAACCUGUCACAUCAGACAACGAAAGCACUGUGUCGAGCCCUACGGAGUCCGAGUCAGAGACAGAAUCUUCAUCUGAGCUUGAUAUAUCUGUUCCUUCGAAGCGUGAGUACGCAGACGAUGACGAAGAUCUAGGUACCACAGGAGAGGCGCCGAAAACCAAAAACGAACUAGACGACGACUUUCCUGUCCCCAGUAUUUCACAUGUCAAUCAGGAUGAUUUGCACAGAUUAGAGCGUAUUGGAACCAUUCAUUCUGUUGUUGACAACGUUGUGCUUAUUGAACAGACAUGGGAAGCUGAGUCGGAGCUGAAGCCCCGUGAGUACGAUGUGCUCGAUUCGGAAAGUCUUUUGUGUUUCGAAAAUGGCCAAGUGUUGGGUCUUGUCUAUGAGACAUUCGGGUCCGUUCAAAAACCCAUGUAUACUGUUCGCUUUCGUUCGGCGGAGGAUAUCGAUUCUACAACUAUCCAGAUUGGACGUGCCGUGUACUUUUUACCGUCGAGCAGCACCUUCGUUCUAGCUCGCUCCAUACGCACAAAGGGUAGUGAUGCUAGCAACAUGUGGGACGAGGAAGUAGCAGAAGAUGAAGUUGAAUACAGUGACGAUGAAGAAGAACUCUCAGCCAAGAGGCAAGCAAAGAAAGCCAAAACGUGUCGUAUCCAGCAACAGCCAGCAGUCUCGAGCACUUACCAUGAUCUAGACCCUGCCACCGCAUCUUUAGGUCCGCUUGGAAACCAAUACGUAUCAUCUGGUGCACCUGUUGCACCCGGUGGACGUCGAAGACGAAGCUCUCGCGCACGCAAUGACAUAAAUACGCAUGUCUGGUCAGGCGCGCGUACACCGUUUCCUCAUGGCGACUAUUCGAACGAGCGAGGUGGAGUCUCUAUACCACAUAUCAAUCCUCGUUUUGCCGAUCAAUGGAUACGACAAGGAUCGACGCCGCCCAUGCCAUAUCCUCCCAUGCCCGUUCCACCUGUCUUCCCAAUGUCAGUUACAUAUUCACCACACCAUCCAAGUAUGGUUCAAGACGUGCACAAUUUCAUCCACGAAGCGUACAAUCCACAUGCGCCAGGCACUGGUUAUGAAUCCCCUCAUGGUCAAUAG
Molecule: messenger RNA, 1455 nt
Organism: Malassezia globosa CBS 7966
Lineage: Eukaryota; Fungi; Basidiomycota; Malasseziomycetes; Malasseziales; Malasseziaceae
Exons: 1
Coding region: 1-1455 (484 amino acids)
Biological process (GO): box H/ACA snoRNP assembly; pseudouridine synthesis; ribosome biogenesis
Cellular component (GO): sno(s)RNA-containing ribonucleoprotein complex
Molecular function (GO): RNA binding
Source: RefSeq, a predicted model, not a curated record